UCCUCCCUCCGCCUCAGCAGCAGGGUCUGCGCACGCGCCGGCCUCACUCCCGCGCUUUCUCCGGCGAGGAAGGAUAUGAUGGCAAGUCACCUUGUAAAACCCGAUUCUAGAAAUUGCAAGAGGCCAAGAGAAAUGGAGCCUCAAAUUCCAGAUAGUCCAAUGCUCUCCUCUCUUGGAAAAUCAGAUUCACCAUUUUCUGACUAUGCUGGAUUAUUUUAUAAGGAUAAGGCCCUGGAGAAAGAGUUGAAUGAUACAAGCAAGGAAAUUAAUCUAAUGUUUUUUACAUAUGCAAAGAUCUUAAGGCAAGUACUUACAGUAUAUUCUUGUAGAUCUUUAUGUUAGAAAUAGUUUUCUUCUGGAAACUGUAAUGGAACGUUUAAUUUUGGCUGAAAAACUAUUAAGUUAUUAAAACUUUGAAGUUUUUAUUUUAAAUACCUUAUAAUAGGUUAUUUUCAGGUUCCAACCACAAGUUUUCCUUUAAACAUCUCUUGUUUUGCUAUUGCCAGAGCUAAUACUAUGUUGGAUAUACUUUGGUCUUUAAUUAGGAACCAUGGUACUAAUGUUAAAUUUUAUGUGAAUACUUCUUUGAGAAAAAUACUAUUUGAUGAAAUUAAUGAUACUCAUCAAAUGAUAUUAAAGAUAAGUACCUUAUGUGUUUAUGGUUUAUCUUUAUAUAUUUGAAGCCUGCAUUUAUUGGCCUGAGAUUAAAGUGUAUUGUAAGAUAGUGUUUUAAACUACUAGACAAUCAGUAUACUUGUAUAAUGGUUUGUGUGGCUUUAAAAACAAUUUACAUAGUUUAAUGUUAAAAUUAUAAUACAUAAGAUGUACUUUUUACUGUGUCAAGAGACUUUUUGAGAAAAAUUAUGUGUAUUUGUGGGACUAAUUCAAUCUUUUGCUGAAGAAUAUGAGUAAAUAAGUAAGCUCUCAUGUCUAAAGCCAUUUAAGUCACAUAGCUAACAAAUAUAGUAUAGUAAAGCACAUCACCACGAUGAUGUAUUUAGACUCAUAACUUUAGUUUAAUGUAAAACUUCUUUUUUUCCUAUUAGUGAGAGAGCAGCAGUAGAUGCAUCCUACAUUAAUGAGAUAGAUGAACUCUUCAAGGAAGCUAAUACUAUUGAGAACUUUCUGAUACAAAAAAGAGAGCUCCUGAGACAGAGGCUUACAGUGAUUGCAAAUACCCUGCACAAAUAAAAUGUGUACUACACAUAAGUGGAGAAUUUAAACCUAAAAUUGUUAUAAUAAGAGAAUGACCUUUAUACUCUGACCUUUCUGUAAUCAUUAAAGAUAAUGUAUAUCUGGAACAGAGAAUUUUUUUUUCUAGACUUUAAAAGAACUUUAAGUUGGAUGUUAACAUGAAAUAUGGAACUUUUCUUUUGAGGGUUAUAUAUUUGGAACAUUUUCUAAAAAUGUAAAUUAUUUAAAUCUUACAUGGGUUCUGUUUUUUUUUUCUUUUUCCCUUUCACACCUACCCUUUCUUAAACUUCUAAAAACAGAACUCAGUUAAUUUUAUUAUGUCUAACAAUACUGUACUUUUUUCUUUUAAAUGACUUUAAGUAGCAGACAGUUUUAUUUGAAAUAUAUUUAGUGGUCAGUACUAUAGAAGAACUUUACAACAUCAAAGGUAAUUUGUCAGGUUUCACAAUACAUAAUAAAAUAUGACUGUGUUAUUGCUAUAUAAUAGUACCAUUUGAUUGCUUUCACUAUUAGUUUUUAUAUGUAAUUAAUAAAAAUUUGAUUUAAAAUUA
Cavia porcellus (domestic guinea pig) is the source of this 1745-nucleotide messenger RNA. RefSeq names its product testis expressed 12 (gene Tex12). The coding region runs from base 76 to 342 and encodes 88 amino acids. Gene Ontology annotation, cellular component: central element. The transcript has 4 exons. NCBI's taxonomy places the organism in Eukaryota, Metazoa, Chordata, Mammalia, Rodentia, Caviidae. The record is from RefSeq and is a predicted model, not a curated record. Gene Ontology annotation, biological process: synaptonemal complex assembly.